AUGUCGGUGGACCCGGCGUCACUGACCAUUCCGGUGACGCACCUCGCAGUGGCUGUCCUUGGGGCAGAGCGUGUGGGCAAGACGACGCUGCUAACGAGGCUUCUGACCGGCGGCGAGCCUGCGGAGGUGACGGGCGACGAGGUCGACGACGGUGGGCUGACCGAGGGGUUGGGCGGCGCGGCAGGCGGUGACGGGACAGGCACAGGUGCCGGCACGCAUCGGGUGAACAAGCUUGUGCCAUCGUUGUCGAUCGGCCGGUUGGACCGGGCAUCAUCGCUGUCGCGCACCAUGUCGCUGCAGUACACCAUGUCGAUGGACAGCGCAUGGAGUGCCACCUCCAACGGGGGCGGUACCGGCUCGGGCGAUGGCGAGGCCCGGUUCUUGGGAGCGGUUCGGGCGUCGAAGCAAGUGCGGCUGUCUGACUCGGCAUACUUGCUGGAGUUGCAGGAAGUGCCGGGCUUGUUCGGGCCGAGUGCGCCGCAGGCGGUCUCCGCGCUGAUGGCAGCACAGGCAGUUGCAGUCGUCUACGCGCUCGACGAUGCGAGCUCACUAGCGCCGGCGCUAGCGUACAUUGACAGCGCGCGACGAGUGCUCGGGCCGGGCGUCCCGCUCAUUCUUGUGGGCAACAAGGCCGAUGCGCGCCGGGCCAUUCCGUUUGACGAGAUCCUGGCCAUCAGAGAGUACUACGACGUUCCCGGUAUCGAGCUCGCGGCGACCGACUCGUUGACUGCCAUUCAUCGGGCGUUUGCGCUGCUUGGAGCGUGUGUGGCGCAGCGGCGGGCGGGGCUGAUCUCGGCCGGUGCGCGGGUGGCGGAUCGUGUCGGGAUGCCGAGCCCGGGGCCGGCGCUUGCGGCGGUGUGGGCCGCGCACGCCGACGUGUUGCUGGCGUGCGGGUGGCUGAUGUGUGCUGACGGGGUGUCAUGCCCACGCGAGCUGGAGGCGCUGGUGUGUGCGGCGGUGGCACACGGCGCGGGCCUCGCGCGGGCAAGCAAGAGACGACAUGGCGACGACGGCGAGGGCGGCGGCGGCGGCGAGGGUGGCGGCGGCGACGAUGGCGGCGAGGCCAGCGACGAGUCGGACGACGGCGGCGACUACGAUGACAACAGCGCACUGCUCACCCCCGAAACGCUCAUCAACGAGAAGACGCGACGGCUCCGCGGGUGGGCCUCCGCGACCUUGUGGCGCUGGUGA
Messenger RNA from Thecamonas trahens ATCC 50062, 1191 nucleotides. RefSeq lists its product as uncharacterized. The coding region runs from base 1 to 1191 and encodes 396 amino acids. The transcript has 2 exons. The record is from RefSeq and is a predicted model, not a curated record. NCBI's taxonomy places the organism in Eukaryota, Apusomonadida, Apusomonadidae. Gene Ontology annotation, molecular function: GTPase activity; GTP binding.